Marchantia polymorpha subsp. ruderalis is the source of this 1452-nucleotide messenger RNA. Lineage: Eukaryota; Viridiplantae; Streptophyta; Marchantiopsida; Marchantiales; Marchantiaceae. The record is from the annotation of a GenBank genome assembly.
AUGCGGAUAGUUGCACCCGUGAUUGACACGAUAGUUCAUCCAAGAUCCAAAAUUGUCAUCCAGAGACAAAUGCGAUGCUACAGAAGGAAGCAUAAAUUGGAAGAUGCGAGGAAUCCCAGACUGCAUAUUGGCGCUGAAGAAGACCGCAAUGCCAUAAAUGUUAUCCCAUGCUUCAAGAGGUGCAGCCCAACGUCUGAGAAAGGGACGAGAGGAAGAGGAAGGAAAAAAGAAGAAAAAGAUUUGGAGAAUCAAGGGAGCUUAGAGCAGCCCGCCGGAUCGAUCUAUCGAUCCGACCUCGCAGUGGCUCGCCACCCUCCACGAAAUGUCCCUCUUCGUGGAAAGGGGAGGGGGGCGGGGGUUAUUUUUCCUACCACACCAAUCCCACUACUACCUAAAUCCAAGCCUCGAGAGCUGCUCCUCCAUCCCUCUCUCCCCCUCCUGCCUCCCUCCCUCCCUCCCUCCUGCUCCCCGUCUCUCCGCUCUCUCUUCCUGUAUCCCUUUCCUGUCUCUCCCUCCCUCCCUCCCUCUCUGCCGCUGCGCUACGCUGCUAGCCUCCUCUUCUUCAUCCUCGCAACCGAACAGCACAGCACCAACCGAACCACGUCCAAACCUCCGCGCUCCCGAACUGACCAAUGCUGCUCCCGUCCCCCUUUCCCUCAAACUCGGUCUCAUAAAUUAAGCCGCAAAGUAUCGCGCACCCCCAGCCCCCCGUUCUUGUCCGCUCCUCCUCCUCCUCCUCCUGCUGCAGCAGCAGCUGCUGCUGUUUCUGUGCUGCGGGCGAGAUGUACAGACUCUGCAAAUGGCAAAUGGACGCACAUCUACAGAGGAGGAUGCGGCAGAGAGCAGUGCGCUUGCACCACCAACAAAGCGCACGCUGCAGGAGCAGCCAGCAGCGGCCAGCAGCGGCCGAAGGAGACAGACAGCAAGGAGGGAGGGAAGGAAGGAAGGAGGGCGCUGCAGGCGGACCGGGCCCCAAAACAAACGAAAACAACUGAAAAAGAAAGGCCAGUGCGGGCUGUAGGCGAGCGGGAAGCUGGGGAGGGAACCGCCGCGCGCCGUCCGAUCGAACAGGAACGGUGUGCGAUGCGCGCAUUCAAACGCGGGGAUUGCCGUUGCGUGGGCGCGGGUGGGGCCACCCGUCACCCUCGCGCGAACCGACCCUUUUCCGCUCUGCUCCAAUUAGGUCUGAUCGCUCGCUCCCCUUUUCUCCCCAGGCUUCGGAGCUCUCCCCCCCUCCCCCGGCCCGGGCCCUUCUUCCCAGGUGGAUUUCCGUUCCUUGAGUUGUGCACUGCUUCCCCGGUCCCUUCAUUCCGCCCGUCCGUCCGUCCUGUCGUUGCCGUCGUCCUUCUGUCGCCCCGCAGGCCGGCCCGGACGUGGCCUCCGGGAGAAUCUCUGGCGAAUGUACCCUUCCCGUCCAGCGAACUCACGACGCCCUCGACCGCCCUACAGUAA